Molecule: messenger RNA, 3983 nt
Organism: Myotis myotis
Lineage: Eukaryota; Metazoa; Chordata; Mammalia; Chiroptera; Vespertilionidae
Gene: FSTL5
Product: follistatin like 5
Exons: 16
Coding region: 720-3263 (847 amino acids)
Biological process (GO): cell differentiation; regulation of BMP signaling pathway; multicellular organism development
Molecular function (GO): calcium ion binding; protein binding
Source: RefSeq, a predicted model, not a curated record
CUUCGGAUGCUCGGACCGGCAGUCCCAGGGAAAGCAGAGGCUGUUGCGACACCGAGAGCAUUCAGUUUCUUCAGGACUGCUUGUGAAUGGCGCGUGAGGUCCAAUGAUGCCCACGCUGAUCAGAAGUCUGGAAUUUCUCGCCCGGAAUGCCUCAGCUGACCCCAGCAGAAGCCAAGUCACAGGGGUGGCCCCGCACAUCUCCGUGAGUUGAUAUGCAAAAUAGUUACGUCAGCUGUGGGGGCGGGGCACCCCCGGUUGAGUGGCAGCAGCUCUUGCUUAGGGAGGAGGUGCUAGAAUCAGCCUGGUUCAGUGACUGAGACAAACCUGGAGGUGAGAGGAACUGGUGCUGUCCGCUGUGCUGUGGGUGCUGAACCUGGGAAGGGAGCAGAACAGUUGCUCAGGCAUCUCGAGGCAACGCCCUCUUGCACCCUCUGUGCCCUGCCGGACCGCUUCGCCAGCAGGACUAUAUCAACUUGACAAAGGAGUGUGGUAGCGGACGUGGGAGAGAGUCCUCUCUUUGCCACCUGGGCGCUCAUUCAGGCGUGACUUUGGAGAUUUCUAUAGUUUUAGACCAAACUAUUUUCAUCUUUUCCCAGCUAAGAGGAUCUUUUUAGUUUUUUUUAAUUAUUAUUUUUAUUGUGAUUUCUAUUUCCACACCUUUUAGGGAUCUUUCUGGGAGACUUUUUUUGACUGUUAAAAUAAGGUGAAAAGCAAAAAGGAUGUUUAAGUACUGGUCAGCUGUUUUGUUUCUUGGAUUCAUUUUUUUGGAGUCAGAAGGAAGGCCAAGCAAAGAAGUAGGAUAUGGCCUUAAGUCUUAUCAACCUCUGAUAAGACUGCGACACAAGCAGGAAAAAAGUCAAGAAAGUUCAAGAAUCAAAGGAUUCCAUAUUCAGGAAGGCCCUUUGGUAUCUUGCGAAAAUAAAUACUGUGGUUUGGGAAGGCACUGUGUUAUCAGCAGAGAGACAGGACAAGCAGAAUGUGCCUGCAUGAACCUUUGCAAACGGCACUACAAACCUGUGUGUGGAUCUGAUGGAGAAUUCUAUGCAAACCACUGUGAAGUGCACAGAGCUGCUUGCCUGAAGAAACAAAAGAUCACCAUUGUUCACAAUGAAGACUGCUUCUUCAAAGGAGAUAACUGCAAGGCCACUGAAUACAGCAAGAUGAAAAGCAUGCUUUUAGAUUUACAAAAGCAAAAAUAUAUUACGCGAGAAAAUGAAAACCCUAACGAUGAUGACAUAUCUCGGAAGAAGUUGUUGGUGGAUCAAAUGUUUAAAUAUUUUGAUGCUGACAGUAACGGACUUAUAGAUAUGAAUGAACUAACUCAGGUGAUAAAACAGGAAGAACUUGUCAAGGAUCAUUCAGAUUGUACUUUGUAUGAUCUACUGAAAUACGAUGAUUUUAACUCUGACAAGCACCUGGCUCUUGAAGAAUUUUAUAGACUAUUCCAGGUUAUCCAGUUGAGUCUGCCUGAAGAUCAGAAACUAAGCAUUACAGCGGCAACUGUGGGACAAAGUGCUGUUCUGAGCUGUGCAAUUCAGGGAGCCCUGCGACCUCCCAUCAUCUGGAAGAGGAACAAUAUUAUUCUAAAUAACUUAGAUUUGGAAGACAUCAAUGACUUUGGAGAUGAUGGAUCCUUGUAUAUUACUAAGGUUACCACAACUCACAUGGGCAAUUACACCUGCUAUGCAGAUGGCUAUGAACAAGUCUAUCAGACUCACAUCUUUCAAGUGAAUGUUCCUCCGGUGAUCCGGGUAUACCCAGAGAGUCAGGCCAGAGAGCCAGGGGUAACUGCAAGUCUGCGAUGCCAUGCAGAGGGCAUACCCAGCCCCCAGCUGGGCUGGCUGAAGAACGGAAUUGAUAUUACACCAAAGCUGUCCAAACAACUCACACUGCAAGCAAAUGGCAGUGAGGUUCACAUAAGCAAUGUGCGCUAUGAAGAUACCGGAGCAUACACUUGUAUUGCAAAGAAUGAAGCAGGAGUGGAUGAGGACAUCUCUUCUCUUUUUGUAGAAGAUUCUGCUAGAAAGACCUUAGCUAACAUAUUAUGGAGAGAAGAAGGUCUGGGAAUUGGAAACAUGUUCUAUGUUUUCUAUGAAGAUGGGAUCAAAGUGAUACAACCCAUAGAGUGUGAAUUUCAGAGGCACAUUAAGCCUAGUGAAAAGCUCCUUGGAUUUCAGGAUGAAGUCUGUCCCAAAGCUGAAGGAGAUGAAGUUCAGAAAUGUGUGUGGGCCUCGGCGGUUAAUGUCAAAGACAAGUUCAUUUAUGUUGCACAGCCAACCUUGGACAGAGUCCUAAUUGUUGAUGUGCAGUCCCAAAAGGUUGUGCAGGCAGUAAGCACAGACCCUGUCCCAGUUAAAUUACACUAUGACAGAUCCCACGAUCAGGUCUGGGUGCUAAGCUGGGGUACCUUGGAAAAGACUUCUCCAACACUUCAGGUAAUAACCCUGGCCAGUGGGAAUGUGCCUCACCACACCAUCCACACCCAGCCCGUGGGAAAGCAGUUUGACCGAGUGGACGACUUUUUCAUUCCCACUACCACACUCCUCAUCACCCACAUGAGGUUUGGAUUUAUCCUUCAUAAAGAUGAAGCUGCGCUACAAAAAAUUGACCUUGAGACCAUGUCAUACAUCAAGACAAUUAACUUGAAGAGUUAUAAGUGUGUUCCUCAAUCGCUGGCAUAUACACACCUGGGAGGAUACUACUUCGUUGGCUGCAAGCCAGACAGCACCGGAGCAAUUCCGCCGCAGCUCAUAGUGGACAGUGUAACCGACUCAGUCAUUGGAUUCAACAGUGAUGUGACGGGCACUCCCUAUGUGUCUCCAGAUGGACACUAUCUUGUCAGCAUUAAUGACGUGAAAGGUCUUGUGAGGGUCCAGUACAUUACCAUCAGAGGCGAAAUCCAGGAGGCUUUUGAUAUUCACACGAAUCUGCACUUAUCUGACCUGGCCUUUCAGCCGUCCUUUACGGAAGCCCAUCAGUACAACAUCUACGGGAGCUCCGGCACACAGACAGACGUCCUCUUUGUGGAGCUCUCCUCUGGAAAGGUCAAGAUGAUAAAGAGCCUUAAGGAGCCACUCAAGGCCGAAGAAUGGCCCUGGAACCGGAAGAACAGGCAAAUCCAGGACAGCGGCUUGUUUGGGCAAUACCUGAUGACACCUUCCAAGGACUCUCUCUUUAUACUAGAUGGACGACUCAAUAAGCUAAACUGUGAGAUCACUGAAGUUGGAAAAGGAAAUACAGUUAUUUGGGUUGGAGAUGCCUAGGAGCCCUAUUAGAUAAUUAUUGAAUGAAGAGUUUUCCAGUACAUUGCACUUCAGUCAUUGUUUAAAUUUACAGUUUAAUUUUUUCAAGUUUAUCUCCUACUCAUACUAAAGUUAACUUGAUUGUCCCAAAUAAAAUGGAUUUUUUUUUUUUUUGUCGGGGGAUACACAAUUAGUCAUAUCAGUUGAUUAGAAAUUUUUAACACAUUAUUUAAUAAGAAAAUAUAUUAAUCACAAGACUCAAAUCUAUAAUUAUGUUUUAAGCCAAAAAAAAUGGGAAUUUAACUACUUAAAAAAAUAACUCAACUGCAGGGAAUUUCAGAUGACUUUUAGCCCCAUUUUAUGUUAAGGGUGGUUUAUCUAUUGUUCUUCUGUCCUUUUUUGGUAUGCUUAUACCAGAAAUAAAAGGUAUUGGGGAAACUUAAAAUUCUUAAUUCAAAAUACUCUGUCCCAUUCACUGUUUAAAAUCUUUUGUGCCUUGAGGGAAUGUCACAAGAGGGAAAGGAAGGGUAAAAGCUGCAUACGGAACACUCAUCACUAUAAAUCUCUUGUCAUUAAAAGAGAAAUGUUUAACAUCUCUUGCACUAAAUUCUGCUUUCAGUUAUUUGUUUAAUGGAAUUUCAUUUGGAGGCAAAAGUCAGCCUUAGGUUCUAUACAGGUGACAAAACUCUAUUUGACACUCACUGUAUUAUCUGCAGCUUGCUAUGGAAAAUGGGGAAGGAA